This is a messenger RNA of Oenanthe melanoleuca, 1069 nucleotides long. RefSeq names its product gastrula zinc finger protein XlCGF49.1-like. Bases 136 to 783 code for a protein of 215 amino acids. Lineage: Eukaryota; Metazoa; Chordata; Aves; Passeriformes; Muscicapidae. The transcript is spliced from 3 exons. The record is from RefSeq and is a predicted model, not a curated record.
UUCCCCGGGCUCCGCCAUUUCUCGGAAACCUCGCCUGAGGAGCGGACCCCGCGCUGGGCCCGGCCCGGGCAUCGGGCCAAGGAACCGCUGCUGCCCUGAACCGGCGGGAGCUCGGGCCCCAGGAGCGUUUCCCACAUGCAGGAAGACUGGGGAGAGGGAUCCGCGAUUUUCACACAGAGUUUUUUAUUCCCAAGGCAUGGGCGGAUGGAGGAGGAGGAAAAGCCCCAGAGAUCCCUCAGGAUGGGCUGCAAACCCAGCCCAGGGAGCUGCGAGGAGGAAAGACCCUCCCUGAGCCGGGAAGGCGGCCGGAGAUCCAGGCAGAGCUCAGAGCUGGUGGAGAAUCCUCAUGGAGGGCAGAAGCCCCACGAGUGCCUGGAAUGUGGGAAGGGUUUCAGCUACAGGUCUGACCUGAUCCAGCACCAGAUGGUCCACACUAGGGAAAAGCCCAACAAGUGUGGGAAAUGUGGGAAGAGUUUCAGGUCAAUAUCUGAUCUGAUGUGGCACCAGGUGGUCCACACAGAGGAGCGGCCCUGCUUGGAAUGUGGGAAGAGCUUUGGGUGGAUUUCCACCCUGAGGAGCCACCAGCACAUCCACACCAGGGAGAGGCCCUACCAGUGUCGUGAGUGUGGGAAGAGAUUUCAGACCAGCUCCAAUCUUCUCCUACAUGAGCGGAUUCACACAGAGGAGAGGCCCUUCUGCUGCCCUGACUGCGGGAAGGGAUUCAGCCGCAACUCCACCCUCAUUGUCCACCAGUGCAUCCACACCAGGGGAGAGGCCCUAUGAGUGUGGGGAGUGUGGGAAGAGCUUCUCACAGAGCUCAGUCUUGACCCAACACCAACGGAGGCACCACUAAGGGAAGCCCUGUGAGUGCUCCGAGUGUGGGAAGAGCUUCGUGCUCUGCUCCAGCUCCAUCCCCCAUGAGAGGAUCUGUGUUGGAUGAUCCCCAGUGACCCCUGUUGGGCAGAGCCCGGUGAUCUGUUUUAGGUGGGGGGAAGGGGUUGGAGAGAUUUCUUGCGCUUCUUCUCUUACUCUUGUUAUUUGGUUGGUAAUAAAUUCCCUCCCUGUGCCC